GGAAGAGAGGGAGGGACCGACCAAAAGCAAAAAGAAAGAGGAGGAGAAAACUAACAGAAACCAAAGAUGACUGUGUGAAACAAAAUGGAUCCAACUAAGGCCAGCCUUUCCUCCAAAGCACCACAUGUAAACAACAGAGGAGGAAAUGAAUCACCAAUGGACGACACAGUGGUGCCUUGGAGGGACAGUGUGGACGGAGAGAGGCAGAGGGACUCUGAGAGCAGAGAGAUGGACGGUGUAGAUGGGACAACAGCGGCUGCAGAUACAAACCUGCACCACAGGGGGUCAGCAGACAAACACAAGUUCAACACUUUGGGCUAUCAGAGGCGAACCAAGCAGAAGGUCGUGACUGACUUUGCAUCAGUGAGCAAGGGAACAUCUGCAGGAGCCAAACCCAGAGCUGCACUGAGACAGGUCCUGUUUAGUCAGGGAGUGUCUGACAAGAACCUGGCGUCUGAGGAGCGGGGUCAGCUGGAUAUGUUGAAACAGGCCCUGGAGGUUUUCACUGUGGCAGCCAAUCUAAAAUGGAAAUGGGACGAAGAAAAUCAAGGAACCACGCUGGAGAAAAACUGGACAGAUCUGGUCAACUCCCAUUCUAUGAUGUCUAAGGUGCAGAGACACCAACAGGAGGCACUGUGGGAGUUUGUCCAUACUGAGCUCACCUACAUUAACAAGUUAAUAAUCAUCCGAGACCUGGUGAUUGCAGCUCUUCUAUACCUGCACCAACACAGAUUCCUCCUGGAGGUGACCCCUGAGUUGCUCUUCUCAAACCUCCCCUCCAUCAUCAGUGCACAUCAGUUGUUCUGGCAGGAGGUGAUUUAUCCAAUGUUACAGGAAGUCCGAAACACAGGCAAGCCCUUUGACCCCAUGAGGUUAGAGGCUGGUUGUCUGCAGUUCCACGAGCGCUUCGCUUCCUAUCACCAUUACUGUUGGGAAGAGGAGAACAAUCUUGAAUUCACACGCAGGCAAAUGGAGAGCAACCCGCAUUUCCUCACUUUUGUUCAGUGGGUUGAGUCUCACCCUCUGUGUGAGCGGAUGCGGGUUGGAGACAUGCAGGCCAAACCCCAUCAGAGGAUCACUAAGUACCCCCUUCUGCUCAAGGCCAUGCUCAAAACCACCACAGACUCUGAUGUACAGCAGGCACUCCGAGCCAUGUUAUCCAGCGUCAUCAGUUUUUUGGAAAGUAUCAAUGACUACCUGAGGUUCAAAGAUGAGGAGCUGGCUCUGUCCAUCUCUGCUCAGAGAGUGGAGGGAUAUGAAGUGGAAGGAAUUAAUGAAGAAAUCGACAGGCAUGUAAGAGAGGUCUGUCAGUUCAACCUCACCUGCCCUAUCAGGGGGGUGGGGCCCGGAGUCGUACGUAAGCUUCUGCUGGAGGAAAACUUGAAGAUUCGUGGAAGAAAAGACAGUAAGCUGGAGGUAGUGGCUCUACUGUUCUCAGAUGUGCUUCUAAUGACUAAAGUCCAGAAGAAAGGAGAGAGACUGAAGGUGAUCCGUCCUCCUCUGGCUCUGGACAGAACAUACUGCAUAACACUCAAAGAUGGCUGUUCUUUUGUUCUUGUGGAGGUUGGAGAACUUGCUAGUGCUAUGAACGUCUACAUAUUUGUAGCCAGCACCUCAAACAGAUGCUCCACGUGGGUCUCCACCAUCCGCCAAACACAGAAUACACUGAGGAACCUGAGAGAGGCAGAGAAAAACAGACAAAUGGAAAAGUGGAAAAUCGAGCAACUGGAGGACAAACCAGUGACAGAACUGAAGACAGAUGUAGAAGACACAACACAGCAGCCUCUCACACAACAAGAAGAAACCUUUGUGGAUAAACUCAGUGAUGAACUCAUUAUUCCCCAGUCAGUGAAUGGGAUGUUGUCAUCUAGAGAAGCAGGAGAGCAGAUUCAGCCUUUAGGUGAUGACACACCUAAUGAUAUUGAUUUAUCUUUUUGGCCAUCCCGGCCUAGUGUUAGUCAACACAAACCAGGACGUAAGGCCUUUCCUGUUCGGCAAAAAGUGCCCAUUUCAUAUGAAUGGAUAGAAAUGGAAAGAGUUAGAGGAGGCCAAGUGGGCACUCAGAAGGAGGUAGAGGAGAAAAUGGUUCAGUCAAGGUCCAUGAAAGGACAACCAGCUACCUGGAACCAUAUGGUGCAGUCGGCCCCGAACCUGAAUGAGCAUUUCAGUUCUAGUAAUACAGAAGAUGCAUCGAAACAAAGCACAAGAUCACAUACUCUGUUUCUAGAUGGAUAUCCAGAUAUUGAUUAUCCAACAAAUGAUAGGACUUUACUCAAUCCAUACCAACCAACAAUUUCCAGGGAGGUGUCUGAGCUUCAAAGAGAAGUAGGAAAGGAAGUGAUCUCCAGAAGAUGGAGCUCAGAUGUUCAUUCUAUGGACCAGGACACCAGAAGACACUCUACCUACAGUCAACCAGGAGACAUGGAGAUGGCACAUGAGGCUUGGGGAUUCUCUAAAAAUAUAAAAUCACCUGGUUUGCGGAGGAGGAGGCCAGUCAGCACGCAUCAGGGUCCUCCUCAAGCAUCUAAACAACUUUUUCAGAGCCCAGGACACAGUCGGUCCGCUUCAAAUAAUUCUUCCUCCAACUCUGACUCUGACUGUAACCUACCCACCAACAGGAACUCUGUUUCCUCUGGGCAGAGCUCAGAUUCACUCCGGGUACUCAAACUGGGAUCUUUGAGGCCAAACCAAGGCAUGUUUUGGACCAUGAAUGAUGACAGAGUCUCACCUGACCCUCACACACUUUCUGAACCUGAACAAUCAAAUGUGAAUUUCUACAAUAAAAGACCGAAAGUGAAAACACAGAGGAGUGCAUCCAUUCCUAACAUCAUCAUUCCAGAGAGGCAGGGUCUGUAUACACCCUCUGUUAGUUUGUCCACAUUGCCUCGAGCAAACAAUAAACCUUUUCCAGUCACAGGUCGUAAUCCCAACGGACACUCCCUACCUCUGGAGGGUCUUUUGGAAAGAGCCAAAGAGAGAGUGAAGGACCAAGAUGGACUGAGAAGAGACGGGAACAUCAAAAACAACAGUCUGAGGUCAAGGUAUCCUCCACCUUCUCCCUUGUUCUCUACCACACCUUCUCCAUCACCCAGCGAUGGAGACAGAGACACCGAGUGGGAGGAGGUGGAGGUGAUGCGACACAGAGCUCUUACUGUGAGUAAAGGAUGGAAGGAGCAGCUGGUGGACGGAGACGACGACGACAAGAGGAGCAGUGUCAUCUUUUCCGAUGGUGUGAAUGUGGACUGGUCAGGCUGGUGCUUCGAUGACGAGGAAGUCAUGGACCAUUUACAUCCUGGAGACGAAGUUCUUGUAGAUGGUGUCAACCAAUGCAUGGCCUUUUGGGAACUGCAUGAACUUUCAGAGCAGGAAGAUGGAGAGUGUAGUCAGGUGUAGCUGUGAAACUGAGGGAACCUGACUUGAAUACACUAGUCAACAUUUGCUAGGGAUCAGGACUAUAACUUUGCUAUAUUCGGGGGUGUAAUUCUGGAAACUUGACAGUUUAUUUUCCCAGUGGAGUACAGCCUGCGGAUGCGGAUGGUGGCCAU
Molecule: messenger RNA, 3545 nt
Organism: Sphaeramia orbicularis (orbiculate cardinalfish)
Lineage: Eukaryota; Metazoa; Chordata; Actinopteri; Kurtiformes; Apogonidae
Gene: plekhg6
Product: pleckstrin homology domain containing, family G (with RhoGef domain) member 6
Exons: 15
Coding region: 85-3393 (1102 amino acids)
Biological process (GO): endothelial cell migration; Rho protein signal transduction
Cellular component (GO): axon; plasma membrane; endocytic vesicle
Molecular function (GO): guanyl-nucleotide exchange factor activity
Source: RefSeq, a predicted model, not a curated record